UACAAUAAACGGAUAUUAAAAAAAUCUGAUUCACCUGGUGCACAUAAACUGAACAACUCUGUACAUUAUUUGUUCUAGCUCGGAAAAUUUACAGCAAGGACUAAUAAGAUUUUGAUGACGGUGUCGAAUGAAUACUCGACGAUAGCUCAGUUCAAAGUCUCACGCUGAAUUAUAAAUAAUUGAAGAUACGAUACGACUCCAGGGUAACCAAUAAAAUAUGAAUAGUCGAUCGAAGCAAAAGCGUUCUAAUAAUACUACAUCCCUCUUUCUUUUUUUUUUUUUAAGUAAAGACAAAGAAAGGCUCUCGAUUAGCACGACGUUGCAAGGAUAUAAAAAGGGCAGACCAACAAAGUCUUUGCAGAGCACGAAAAUCAUAGAGUAUACAAAGAAUGGCAACUCGACUGAAGGACAGAAUAUCAGCUCGAUACAUCGAUAUUAUCGAAUCCAAGAUUACGGCGAAGACGAAGAACGAGAUCACGAAGAAGAGCAGCAGCGUGCUGGAGGGAAUUAUGGGCAAAAGGAAGAACUAAAUAUUGGCGGCAAUUUUAAAGGAAACAAUUCAGCAAUUCAAUCGUUUAAGCAUAACCGCCUACAUGCUGCGCAUUUACUCUGUGGAAUGUGGGGUAUGGGAUACGGUAUAUUUCACACGAUGAGGGACACUCGAACUCUUUGGUCUGUAUUUUUUAAAUGGUGAUCCGUCGUCAGGAAGGAAGAGCGAGUAAAGUAUGUAUGUAUAGAGAGGUAGGCAAGCUUCAGUAAUAUGUUUAUAUGUAUAAAGCAAUUUAGCUCGUUUAAUUUGAAAUAUUUAAGGAAGGGAGAAAACAAGAGGGCAAAGGAAUCGACUCGUUAUCGCUUAACGUAGAAACGGCUGGGAGAGCUCAUCUUUAAGGACGUCAUUAAAAUGUAAAUGACGCGUGUCACUAUCGUUAGAGGCUUUAAGCAGCCCUUAUAAUACAGAUGGGAUCGAAUGUGCAUGCAGGUAAGCGUAUAUGGUUAUAGAAUGCAUGAAAGAUGGGCUGAAUACAGUUUAGAAUGUGUGGACACGAUGUGGAUGAUUAUA
This is a messenger RNA of Cephus cinctus (wheat stem sawfly), 1060 nucleotides long. RefSeq lists its product as uncharacterized. The transcript has 3 exons. Bases 218 to 694 code for a protein of 158 amino acids. NCBI's taxonomy places the organism in Eukaryota, Metazoa, Arthropoda, Insecta, Hymenoptera, Cephidae. The record is from RefSeq and is a predicted model, not a curated record.